Toxotes jaculatrix (banded archerfish) is the source of this 2141-nucleotide messenger RNA. RefSeq names its product adaptor protein, phosphotyrosine interaction, PH domain and leucine zipper containing 2 (gene appl2). Bases 54 to 2054 code for a protein of 666 amino acids. The transcript has 21 exons. The record is from RefSeq and is a predicted model, not a curated record. Gene Ontology annotation, molecular function: protein binding. Gene Ontology annotation, cellular component: endosome membrane; cytoplasm. NCBI's taxonomy places the organism in Eukaryota, Metazoa, Chordata, Actinopteri, Toxotidae. Gene Ontology annotation, biological process: signaling.
CCACGCUCUAAAUAAUUCAAGCCCCCAUUCCCUUCUCCUCCAACGCUAACAAGAUGCCGGCCGUACAUCACAAACUGCUACUGGAGGACGCUUUGCAGGACAGUCCUCAGACUCGCUCCUUGCUCAGUGUGUUUGAGGAAGAUGCUGGGAUGCUCACAGACUAUACCAACCAGCUGCUACAAUCAAUGCAGCGUGUGUUUGGAGCUCAGAGUGAGAUGGGAUUGGCCACAGAGCAGCUCUCACAGCAACUUCUGGACUAUGAGAAGAAAAAUUUUGCCCUUGGAAAAGGUGAUGAAGAGGUAAUCACCACACUGCAGAACUUCGCCAAAACUGUAGGGGAGCUGAACUCGCUCCACUCUGAGCUAGCCAACCAGAUGGCUGACAGCAUGGUCUUCCCCUUGAUCCAGUUUCGAGAGAAGGACCUCACAGAGAUAAGCACACUGAAGGAAAUAUAUGGCAUCGCCACUGACGAGCAUGAGGCAGCUAUGGUCAAGUAUAGCCGAUUGCCCAAGAAGAAGGAGAAUGAGAAGCUGAAGGCAGACUUGGUGAAGGAGGUGGCUUACACUAGAAGGAAGCAGCACCAGGCCUCACUGCAGUAUUACUGCGCCCUCAAUGCCCUGCAGUAUCGCAAGAGAGUAGCAAUGCUUGAGCCCAUGUUAGGCUACACACAAGCACAGAUCAGCUUCUUCAAGAAAGGCAUUGAGCUGGUGUCAAAGAAGAUGGACAGCUUUCUUUCCUCUGUGUCCAACAUGACUCAAAGUAUCCAGGCCCAGCUGGACGCGGAGGCGGAGGCCAUGCGUGUGUCCCAGAGGGAGCUUCUGUCUGUGGAGGACACUGUCUAUAUGCCAGAUAAGGACACUGAGCCUGUCAAUCGCACUCUUAUCCAGAAGGCUGGCUACCUCAACAUUAGAAAUAAAACAGGCCUAGUGACCACAGCCUGGGACCGACUGUACUUCUUCACCCAGGGAGGGAACCUCAUGUGCCAGCCACGUGGAGCUGUGGCAGGGGGCAUGGUGCUGGACUUGGACAACAGCUCUGUCAUGGCUGUGGAGUGCGAGGACAGACGCUACUGUUUCCAAAUAACCUCCCCCUCUGGCAAAACGUCAAUGAUUCUACAAGCUGAAAGCAAAAAGGAGUAUGAAGAAUGGAUUUGCACUGUCAACAACAUCUCCAGACAGAUCUACCUGACUGACAACCCAGAGGCUGUGGCCAUUCGACUGAACCAAACCGCCAUCCAGGCAGUCACCCCCAUCACCAGCUUUGAGAAGAGACAAGAGGGCUCUCCCAACCCUGACAGAGCGAAGCCAGGAGGUGCACAUCCUGCCAGCAGUAGUUCCCAGAAGACAGGGGCUGCUCCCGAACCAGAGGACCUGAUAGCCCCUGGGACGCCCAUUCAAUUUGAUAUCAUGCUGCCGGCCUCUGAGUUUCAAGACCAGAACAGAGCCGGGGGGAGACGCACAAAUCCGUUUGGAGAAACAGACGAUGACUGUUCAACAGAAAGUGACGACUCCCUCCUGCAGCAGGUAUUCGCCGUGCGCUUCCUGGGCUCCAUGGCGGUUCGCUGUGGCGACAAUCAAGAGGUGAUCUACGAGGCCAUGAGGCAGGUGCUGGCUGCCCGAGCCAUCCACAACAUCUUCAGGACCACCGAGUCCCACCUCAUGGUCACCAGCAGUAACCUCAGGCUGAUUGACCCUCAGACUCAAGUUACAAGAAUAAGCUUCCAGCUUGGAGAGGUGUGUCAGUUUGCAGCCCACCAAGAGAACGGGAGGCUGAUGGGAUUUGUGGUUGAGGGCAGAGACUGGAGCGACGGACAUGAGGAGGGAGAGCCCUCAUUUAGCGCCUUCGUCUUCGAGAGCAACACAGAGGGCGAAAAGAUAUGUUACACCAUAAGUUUGGCGAAGGACAUUACAGAAGCCAAGAAGGACCCUGAGGCCCUGGCCCAGCUGAUGAAGAACAUGCCACUUACCAACGAUGGCAAGUUCCUGCUGCUGGAGCCUGAGGCGGGCGACAUGACCAACGGAGCAGGACAAGAAGACCUGGAGUCUGAGGCCUAGCAAGAAUCUGGAACAAAAAAAAAAAAAAGACAGGACCAGGACCACAGUCCGACUUUUACCCAGGCGAGAAGGCUUUCCCUGGAUGAA